Messenger RNA from Pan troglodytes (chimpanzee), 3203 nucleotides. It is a transcript of the gene SLC2A4, whose product is annotated as solute carrier family 2 member 4. Gene Ontology annotation, molecular function: D-glucose transmembrane transporter activity. Gene Ontology annotation, biological process: dehydroascorbic acid transport; cellular response to insulin stimulus. The transcript has 11 exons. Lineage: Eukaryota; Metazoa; Chordata; Mammalia; Primates; Hominidae. Gene Ontology annotation, cellular component: perinuclear region of cytoplasm; endomembrane system; plasma membrane. The record is from RefSeq and is a predicted model, not a curated record. Bases 282 to 1811 code for a protein of 509 amino acids.
GCCAAUGGGUGCUGUGAAGGGCGUGGCCCGCGGGGGCAGGAGCGAGGUGGCGGGGGCUCCUCGCGUCUUUUCCCCCAGCCCCGCUCCACCAGAUCCGCGGGAGCCCCACUGCUCUCUGGGUCCUUGGCUUGUGGCUGUGGGUCCCAUCGGGCCCGCCCUCGCACGUCACUCCGGGACCCCCGCGGCCUCCGCAGGUUCUGCGCGCCAGGCCGGGGUCAGAGACUCCCGGAUCGGUUCUUUCAUCUUCGCCGCCCCUGCGCGUCCAGCUCUUCUAAGACGAGAUGCCGUCGGGCUUCCAACAGAUAGGCUCCGAAGAUGGGGAACCCCCUCAGCAGCGAGUGACUGGGACCCUGGUCCUUGCUGUGUUCUCUGCGGUGCUUGGCUCCCUGCAGUUUGGGUACAACAUUGGGGUCAUCAAUGCCCCUCAGAAGGUGAUUGAACAGAGCUACAAUGAGACGUGGCUGGGGAGGCAGGGGCCUGAGGGACCCAGCUCCAUCCCUCCAGGCACCCUCACCACCCUCUGGGCCCUCUCCGUGGCCAUCUUUUCCGUGGGCGGCAUGAUUUCCUCCUUCCUCAUUGGUAUCAUCUCUCAGUGGCUUGGAAGGAAAAGGGCCAUGCUGGUCAACAAUGUCCUGGCGGUGCUGGGGGGCAGCCUCAUGGGCCUGGCCAACGCUGCUGCCUCCUAUGAAAUGCUCAUCCUUGGACGAUUCCUCAUUGGCGCCUACUCAGGGCUGACAUCAGGGCUGGUGCCCAUGUACGUGGGGGAGAUUGCUCCCACUCACCUGCGGGGCGCCCUGGGGACGCUCAACCAACUGGCCAUCGUUAUCGGCAUUCUGAUCGCCCAGGUGCUGGGCUUGGAGUCCCUCCUGGGCACUGCCAGCCUGUGGCCACUGCUCCUGGGCCUCACAGUGCUACCUGCCCUCCUGCAGCUGGUCCUGCUGCCCUUCUGUCCCGAGAGCCCCCGCUACCUCUACAUCAUCCGGAAUCUCGAGGGGCCUGCCAGGAAGAGUCUGAAGCGCCUGACAGGCUGGGCCGAUGUUUCUGGAGUGCUGGCUGAGCUGAAGGAUGAGAAGCGGAAGCUGGAGCGUGAGCGGCCACUGUCCCUGCUCCAGCUCCUGGGCAGCCGUACCCACCGGCAGCCCCUGAUCAUUGCGGUCGUGCUGCAGCUGAGCCAGCAGCUCUCUGGCAUCAAUGCUGUUUUCUAUUAUUCGACCAGCAUCUUCGAGACAGCAGGGGUAGGCCAGCCUGCCUAUGCCACCAUAGGAGCUGGUGUGGUCAACACAGUCUUCACCUUGGUCUCGGUGUUGUUGGUGGAGCGGGCGGGGCGCCGGACGCUCCAUCUCCUGGGCCUGGCGGGCAUGUGUGGCUGUGCCAUCCUGAUGACUGUGGCUCUGCUCCUGCUGGAGCGAGUUCCAGCCAUGAGCUACGUCUCCAUUGUGGCCAUCUUUGGCUUCGUGGCAUUUUUUGAGAUUGGCCCUGGCCCCAUUCCUUGGUUCAUCGUGGCCGAGCUCUUCAGCCAGGGACCCCGCCCGGCAGCCAUGGCUGUGGCUGGCUUCUCCAACUGGACAAGCAACUUCAUCAUUGGCAUGGGUUUCCAGUAUGUUGCGGAGGCUAUGGGGCCCUACGUCUUCCUUCUAUUUGCGGUCCUCCUGCUGGGCUUCUUCAUCUUCACCUUCUUAAGAGUACCUGAAACUCGAGGCCGGACGUUUGACCAGAUCUCAGCUGCCUUCCACCGGACACCCUCUCUUUUAGAGCAGGAGGUGAAACCCAGCACAGAACUUGAGUAUUUAGGGCCAGAUGAGAACGACUGAGGGGCCAGGCAGGGGUGGGAGAGCCAGCUCUCUCUACCCGCCCCAGAGACCCCUUCCUUUCCUCUGCAGCACUUUAACCCUCUCUUCCCUAUUACUUCCGGGUGGAAAAGAAUCCCUGCAGCCUGGUAGAAUUGGGAAGCUGGGGGAAGGGUGGUCUGAGCACCCCCUCAUUCCCCUCGUGUGACUCUCUUGGAUUAUUUAUGUGUUGUGGUUUGGCCGUGGCCAUCAGGGUGGGCCACUCUCCCCUCCCCUCUUCCUUCCCCCAUCCCCUUUCCUCCCCACCUUCCCCAGACUCAGCUCCAGAAUACCUUCUUCGCUGCUAGAGAAGGGGGAUUGGAGGGAAGACAGGUCUAGACUUUCUCAGUGGGACAAACCAGAGCAGAGAGCAGGACAGGAGACAAGAAAUCCAGUUUCCCACCACCUUGGACUCCUCCCACAAUCUGGGACUUUCACUGAAUUCUUGCCACGCAGACUCUGGGCAAAGGGGGUUCUCUUUUUUUUUUUUUUUUUUUUUUGAGACAGUCUCGCUCUGUCGCCCAGGCUCGAGUGCAGUGGCGUGAUCUUGCUUCACUGCAAGCUCUGUCUCCCAGGUUCAUGCCAUUCUCCUGCCUCAGCCUCCGGAGUAGCUGGGACUACAGGCGCAUGCCACCACACCCGGCUAAUUUAUUUUGUAUUUUUAGUAUAUACGCGGUUUCACCAUGUUAGCCAGAAUGGUCUCGAUCUCCUGACCUCGUGAUCUGCCUGCCUCAGCCUCCCAAAGUGCUGGGAUUACAAGCGUGAGCCACCGCCCCGGCGAAGGGAGUUCUCUCUUGACCCCUGCAGGGAAAAGGACUCACCUCCCUCACUGCAGGCUCAGCCUUCCAGGGCAAGAGGGAACAGGAAAGUAUGUGCCCAUGUGUGGCAAGAUGGAAGGACGGCAGGCUCCCGCCUCUAGGCUUGGGGCUCUACCCCGAUUGUUUCCCAAGGCUGCCAAGAAGGAGCCCUAACUUUCUUCCUCUCCCUUCCUGGAAGGGUGCUGCAUCCACAGGCUUUUGACCAACUAAGGCAAAGAGGGGAUUUGAAAGGCUGCCUGGAAACACUGGGCUGGGAGGAGCCUUUGGAUAUUUUUAUAUACGUUUGAAAAGGGGAUUGAGAGAAGAAACCAAAGGUCGGUUGUACUAAAUGUAUAUAUAUAGAUACUUCUAUAAAGUCACUGCUGAAGACAAGCAUCCUAUUGUGGAGGUACUUGAGGACGGGCUGAGACAGGGACCAUAACUCUUCACCCCUCUUCCUCCCUCUGUCCUGCCUCAGCUCAAGGCCUCAGAAUCUUCUGGAUGCCAUUGCUCAUGCCCCUACUCACAUUUCUACUCAUUGCUUUAUUAAUAGUAAAUGCUCAAUAAAUUGUAGCUGCCA